This is a messenger RNA of Rhineura floridana, 2063 nucleotides long. RefSeq names its product forkhead box L2 (gene FOXL2). Gene Ontology annotation, biological process: anatomical structure morphogenesis; cell differentiation; regulation of transcription by RNA polymerase II. NCBI's taxonomy places the organism in Eukaryota, Metazoa, Chordata, Lepidosauria, Squamata, Rhineuridae. The record is from RefSeq and is a predicted model, not a curated record. Gene Ontology annotation, molecular function: DNA-binding transcription factor activity, RNA polymerase II-specific; RNA polymerase II cis-regulatory region sequence-specific DNA binding.
UCUGGGACCCCCUUUGGCUUCAGCGGCUGAUUUCCUCGCCGGGGUGUACUUGUGCAAUGUGACUUCGCCAUGAACUCGCCCGUGCCCAGCUGGCUCCCAGGCUUGGGGGGGAGGCAGAGGGGGGGCGACGAGAGAAAGGGAUCCUGACGAAAGCGGAACUCUCCGGAGCCCAUACAAAUCAGAAAAGAGCUAGUCCAGAAGAGCAGUUGAGUGGAUAUCUGAGCCUGCUGAUCAGGGAGGCUGGCUGCCUGCCUCUUGAAAGAGAGACAGAAAGGAACGGGGGGAGACAAAAAAGCCCACCAGGCUCAGGCAGGGCUUAAAGUAGGCAGGCGGGAAAGGCGCUUGGAGCAGAUCUUCCUGCGCGAUCUUGGGGGAGCCAGCGCCGCGAUCUGGUGGGCUGGGGGCCCCGAUCCCCUGAAGCCACCUUCGAGGUGAGCAGCAGCGGCAGCAGCAGCCUGAGCAGCAGGUGGUGCCAUGAUGGCCACAAGCUACCAAGACCCCCCGCCCGAGGACACGGUGGCUCUGCUCCACCAGGCCGCCAAGGAGCCCGGCAUCGGCGGAGGCGAGUCGGGGGUAAAGAGCGAGCUGAGCCCGGCUUCCACUAAGACGUCUUCGUCGUCCUCGGCGGCGCCGCUGGAGAAGGGCGACCCUUCACAGAAGCCGCCGUACUCGUAUGUGGCGCUCAUCGCUAUGGCCAUCCGCGAGAGCGCCGAGAAGCGCCUGACGCUAUCCGGCAUCUACCAGUACAUCAUCAGCAAGUUCCCUUUCUACGAGAAGAACAAGAAGGGCUGGCAGAACAGCAUCCGCCACAACCUGAGCCUCAACGAGUGCUUCAUCAAAGUGCCGCGAGAGGGCGGCGGCGAGCGCAAAGGCAACUACUGGACGCUGGACCCAGCCUGCGAGGACAUGUUCGAGAAGGGCAACUACCGCCGCCGCCGCCGCAUGAAGAGGCCUUUCCGUCCGCCCGCCGGCCACUUCCAGCCGGGCAAAAGCCUCUUCGGGGCCGCGGCCGAGGCGGCGGGCUACGGUUACCUCACGGCGCCGCCCACCAAGUACCUGCAGGCACCCUUCCUCAACGCCGCCGCGUCCUGGUCCCUGGCGCAGCCCGCCCCUCCCCCGCCGCCUCAGGCGCCCCCGGCCGGCUCUUACGCGGCCUGUCAAAUGGCUGCCGUGGAAGGCAACGGCAGCGGAGGCGCCACGGGCGCCCUCAGCCCCGUCAAGGGAGUGGGACUUUCGGCGGGGCCCGGCGGAGCAGGAGCCGGCGCCGCCUCAGCCUACGGCCCUUAUUCGCGCCUUCCCGCCAUGGUGAACUCGUACAACGAUGGGCCACCACCAUCCCCACCACCACCCGCACGCCCACCACCCCACCCGCACGCCCACCACCAUCACCACCACCACCACCACACUGCCCAACAGCUGGGAGCAGCCGCUGUGGCGGCCGCAGCCGCCGCAGCCGCCGCCGCCUCGGCGGGCAGCCCCUCGCCGCAAGCAGCGCCCAACGGAGCCGCCGGCCUGCAGUUCGCUUGCGCGCGCCAGCCCCCCGAGCUGGCCAUGAUGCACUGCUCCUACUGGGACCACGACAGCAAACACAGCGCCUUGCACUCCAGGAUAGACAUCUGAGGAGGAGGCGGCCGAGCAGGACCUCCUCCAGCUGGAGGGGAGUGGGGGUCCUUCUGCGCCCCCUCCCUCCAAAAAUCAUCGUCACCAUCACCAUCUUGGAUUUUCUCUCUUUUACCAUUUUCUUUUCCACCCACUAUCGAAACAUACAGAAACUUUCAGUGCCAAAAUGAGAACGAACCCGCUCCCUGUUCGCCAAAACACCUCUGUUCUUAUAACGAUCUGCUCCGGGUGUACGUGAAGGCAGCGUAAGUGUAGAGAACUUCCAACCCCAUCUUUCCUGCUACAGAAGCUCGUCUGUCGAUUUUCUGGCUAUUGCUGGCUUUUAGAGUUAGGACGCAUGAGGGUGCCGAAUAGUGCUUGCCUGUAGGGAAGUCCACGGUGAAAUGUCGAACGUGCCCUUGUUUCUUAACUUUCUUUUCGAAAAUAAAAACACUGGUCACGAU